This is a messenger RNA of Exserohilum turcica Et28A, 2494 nucleotides long. RefSeq lists its product as uncharacterized. The transcript has 5 exons. The record is from RefSeq and is a predicted model, not a curated record. The coding region runs from base 344 to 2347 and encodes 667 amino acids. Gene Ontology annotation, molecular function: protein binding. Gene Ontology annotation, cellular component: cytoplasm. Gene Ontology annotation, biological process: cytoskeleton organization; cell surface receptor signaling pathway. NCBI's taxonomy places the organism in Eukaryota, Fungi, Ascomycota, Dothideomycetes, Pleosporales, Pleosporaceae.
CUUGAACUGCCCCCUCGCGACCACGCCCUUUGCCUGUAGCAGCCCGUACUCGCGCAUGGAGCCAUGAAUGCAUUUGUGAUUGGAGUUUCACACGAGCCCGCGUGUCGCUGAUUUCUGCCUUUACCGUCGGGCGAUUGCUCUUGCCAGCACAGAGUACCUGCUCAUCCACUCGGCGCCCUCUCCUACGCGUCCUGGCUGGCUUCGCUCGCUCCCAAGCUGUGCAGCGCCCUCUCACACCUGCCCGACGCCUCCGCCCCGCGAAUCCGCCGUGUAGUUUCCUUGCCAUCGCUUCCAUACGUCGCCGCGCACAGGUCCGUGGCUGCAACCAACGCCGCCCAUCGCCAUGAUGAAUGCUCGCAGGGAGAGCUGGGCUAGGGUCGCGGCUGGAUCCGCAGGUAGCAGCAGCAGCUCCUUCCACCAACCCUCUCGAUCCUCCGCCUUUUCGCAUCUCGUCAACAACAGCCUGGCAGCAAACCCCAACCGUCUCUCUCGCUCCAUCGACGCCGACGGCCACAUGUCCACGAGCCUGGGAAGGACCGGCGGACCGCUCCCCUCCUAUUCGAGCCAGUCUGGAUACUGGAACGCCAUGGGAGGCUCGGCCCAGGAUGUUCCCCCCUUCUUCGUACCAUCCUACCUGCGGGGAUCCAAGCAUGCAGAGAAGCUGGAAGAGGCGCACAGGGCGAAACUGGCAGCGCACCGCGAACUCAAGUCGACACACUCGUCCAACGCCGGGUCGCUAUCGACGAGCUCGAGCAGCGUCAAUCUCCACAAGAUGGCGCCUUCACACCGCGGUCUCACGCACGAAAUCAUUGAGCGCGCGCCUGUGCUUGUAGACGAGCCGGUGGCACCCUGGCCAACACGAUGGAACGAGGGCGACCGGUUCAGCCAGCUGGAACUCGAGGACAACGGGCGAAUGGCAAAGUUCUCGGGCACACAAAAGACACACGACGAAGCGGCAGCGGUGCGCGCAGAUUUCCCCAUGCCCAGGCAAUGCGGAGUUUAUUAUUACGAAAUCACAGUCAUUUCAAAGGGCAAGGACGGUAGAAUGAUUGGAAUCGGCUUCUCAGGUCCAAAGGUCGCAUUGAGCCGCAUACCGGGCUGGGAGCCCGACUCGUACGCUUACCACGGCGAUGACGGGCAGGUCUUCAGCAAUACCACUUCUGGAAAGUCGUACGGGCCAAAGUUUGGCACCCUGGACGUCAUCGGCUGCGGUAUCAACUUUCGGACAAACACGGCCUUCUUCACCAAGAACGGACACAUGCUGGGAAUUGCUUUUAGAGACCUGAAACCCAACAUGCCCUACUACCCUACGGUUGGGAUGAAGAAGCCUGGCGAGACGGUUCGCGUAAACUUUGGCCAGGAGCCUUUUGCUUUUGACAUUGAUAAGAUGGUGCAAGAUGAAAAGUCGGCCAUACAAGCAGAGAUUGCUCGAACAAAGCCAGAGUUUAGUGCGGCAGCAGACGAGGAUGCGUUAAUACACCAGCUAGUGGGGCAAUACCUAGCUCACGAUGGCUAUGUCGAGACUGCACGAGCAUUUUCAGACGAGAUUCUGGACGAGGCGAAAGCGCUUGUCAACGACGAAAACGCAGACCUCCCUUACCGGGCAGCUGUAGAAGACCUGGAUGCGCUGAACCGGCAAAAAAUCCGCACAGCCAUUCUUGAGGGCGACAUUGACAAGGCGCUAAAGCACACAUCUGCAUACUACCCCUCUGUUCUCCGCGAGAAUGAGAACAUAUACUUCAAACUACGCUGCCGGAAAUUCAUUGAAAUGAUACGACGGUGCGGCGAGCUCAAUGCACAAUGCCACUCAGCUUCUGCGCCUUCUAAACGCUCAACUGGAAUGGCGCAAAACAACCGCAAUUCAACAGCUACAGAAGAAUACGACUUUGAAAUGGAGCUGGACGAACAGUUGGGUGUGCACAAUCCACCACCCAGUUGGGAUAACAAGGACCAGGAUGACGAGUUGGAUGACGAGGAUGAAGAGGAUAUGCAGGACAAAGAGGCUAGGAGUGCUCGAGCCACGGACGAAACGAUUGCCUACGGCAUGGAGCUGAAGGCCGAGUUUGCCAAUGAUCCAAGACGAGAAGUCAAGAAGGCACUCGAGGAUACGUUUGCUCUCAUUGCCUACCCUGAUGCUCGAGAGAGUAUGCUAGCGCCUUUACUAGAAGUUGCUGGUCGCGCGCCAGUAGCCGAAGAGCUCAACAGCGCGAUACUAGUCUCCCUAGGCAAAUCCUCUUCAGCCGCUCUCGAACGCCUCGUCCAGCAAGCAGAAGCCCUCGUCACGGAACUAGCAGACGACGGUGGGCCUGGCGCCUUUGUCAAUGUCCGGAGAGAUUUCUUACAAUAGUAACUAACUACUAUCACAUCCCCCCCCAUCCUCCUUCCCACUCUCCUCUCCUCUUGUUUUCUUUUUCUACCCACUGCUUGCAUGCAGAGUGUGAGAAACGGGGGAAAAAAACUUCACUUCGCAUGGCAUGAGGCAUCGAAGCACAAG